AUGUCAAAUAAUACGGGUCCAUCAAUUCAAAUAUUACCAGUGGAAAUAUUUCAUUAUAUUUUUGAUAAUCUUGAUGCUCAAACAAUUUUAUUGUCAAUUCGACCAGUAUGUCGAUUAUUUCAAGCAAUGGUCAAUAGUUAUGAUCGAUAUAUUUUGGAUUUUAAGUCAACAUCGAAGCUAAAUUUUCAUCUAUUUUGUCGUUUAAUUAAUCCUCAGAAUGUUAUAUCGUUAAGACUUUGUGAAGAUAAAUAUAAUCUAAAUCAAAUAACUUUAUUUAUGUCAUUGGUUUGUCUUCGACAAUUUACUCGACUUCAUUCAAUAACUUUUCUUGGUAUUAAAGAAUAUCAAUUGAACAUGAUUUUAAAACGUAUCAAUUUCAAUUUUCUGACUUCAUUUUCAUUACAUAUUCAAGAAUAUGAUGAUAGACGAAAAAAAACAACAUUACAUUUUCUUUCGUCAAUUUUAGCACAAUCAAAUCUUCGAAAAGUUGAAUUGAAUAUAAAAAACGAUCGAAUAUCAAAUAUAUUAUGGUCUGUCAAUUCUAAGAUUGAAUAUUUAAUUAUAGAUUCAGAGAUUAUUUUUGAUGAUAUGUUAACUAUACUUUCACAUUCUCCUCAACUUCAAACACUUAUUCUGAAACAAAAUUUAUCAACUUUAAUUAAGAAUAUGAAGCAGACUUGUCCUUUUCCACAACUAACUUCAUUAACCAUAGAAAAAUUAAAUGUUACAAUCGAUCAACUUGAAUCAUUUCUUUUAUUAAUGCCAUCACUUAUUUAUCUAAAAUUAAUAGGUCAACAAUCUGUAUUUGACGGUAAACGAUAUGAACAAUUUAUUCAAUUAAGUCUUCCUAAUUUGAACAGUUUUGAAUUUUUUAUUGAUAUUUCUAAAUCAAUUAGUCAAACUCAAGAAGAUCUUCAAUCAAUAAUUGAAUCAUGUCGAAGUUCAUUUUGGAUUGAAUAUAAAAAAUGGUUUGUAAUCUGUCACUUUAAUUCUAAUUAUCCAUUUACCAUUCAAAUUUAUUCGAUACCAAUUUGUAAAUCAAUUCUACAAUAUGAAUUAAAUUCAAAAUAUAUUUAUCUUUCUAAUUCGACAACGUUGUUGAAUAAUGAUUUAUUUACAAUAAAAAAUAUCAAGGAAACUUUUUUAAAAUUGAAAUCCUUCGCAUAUGGAAAGAUGAAAGAAGAAGAAUUAUCGAGAAUCAAUGUUUUCUUUCCUGAUGUAAUUAAACUUAACGUAGAUAUUGAUAGUCAACAUUCUUUGGAUUCAUUAGAAUUGCUGACUUCAGUCAUCGAUGUUUCAAAAUUAGUUGAAGUCACAUUAGAAAGUUUUUAUUUCAAUAAAAAUAAUCAAAAUCUUUUAUUUAAUAUUAUUUCUAUUCUUGAACAAGCAUUUUCUCUUUCAUCUUUGAUUAUUCAUAGUCGUUAUUGUAAACAACGAUUGUAUCCAUUUCUAAAUCAUAUAUGCUCAAUAAUUCCACGUCAAAUUAAACAUUUACAAAUACCAAUUUAUCAAUUAGAUCAAAUCGAAUUCAUUUUGAAACGAUGUCAAAAACUUUCAGUUGUACAAUUUGAAAUACUACGUUUGAAACUAUCUCAAGAAGUCAUUCAUUGGUUUAAUCAACAUACUAUUGAUUCAACAAUUCAAAGACAUGCUGGAUGUAAUAUUAUAUGGAUUGGAAAGAAAAUAAAUCCCAUCAGAGAUAAUCGUAAACGAAUUAAAUUAGAUGAAAAUCAAUUCGAAUCUUAA
Molecule: messenger RNA, 1746 nt
Organism: Rotaria sp. Silwood1
Lineage: Eukaryota; Metazoa; Rotifera; Eurotatoria; Philodinida; Philodinidae
Source: the annotation of a GenBank genome assembly